AUGAAUCGAAAAGUAUCAUGUGUGCUUUGUGGCGCCCCAAUCAUUGAGCCUGAGCCCGAGGACUCAUCAAGCAAGUGGAUGGGCUCUUUUCGCGUGUUGUACACGGUCUGGGAAAAUUGGUCCCAACCGCGAAUAUCGGGUAUCGGACGACGCAGCUGGUGUAAUGUGAUUCCGCUAGAUGAAGCCGUGGCAAGAGAAGCUCCAUUGGCCAUCGUCGACGAGGUGUGGCUGAAGGUUAAACUCUUGAUGCACGAUUUCGACCCAGCACUUCAUGUUGAGUGGAACCCACAGACCGUGUGGGGGUUUCCGCUCCAUGAUUGUUGCUGGCAUCUACUCCGUUUAAACGACCCCGAAGUCCCGGAGUAUGCAGCAGUCCAGAGUCUCUUUGACAUUUGCAGGUCUCAACCGAUUCAGCAUGAAACAAUGGACUGGGGUCAUGAUUAUGCAGGCUUGCUGGAGUAUGAAUUGGCACCAACAGCCGUUUGUCCUGGCGAAUCCGCCGUUCUGAGGGGAAGGUCCUUGAUUGGUGAGACGCAGUUGCCUGACCCUAUCAAUGUACCAGAGCUCCAGUCGAUUCUCGAGCAGAACGGCUUGGAAUUGACCUCUGAUCAGUCUAGCCAGUUGGCAUCUUCCAAGAUCAGCCAAGAUCCUUUCGCGAUAUUCCCGCAUGAGAUCCUAGUUUACAUUUUGGCCGACCUCGGUUCAGCGGAUGCUGUCUCUUUAUUGAUCGCCUCCAGAAUGUUCGCGAGUUCAGGAUUGCCGGGUCCAUUCUGGCAAUCACGUUUCUGGCCCGGCAAGGAGUUCUCUCACAUUUUCGAGCUUUGCGGACAAGGACCAUCGGCUCCUAGAAACUGGCGCCGGACCUAUGGGCUAGUCAAUGCAAUCAACGAUAAUCCAGCUUUAGAGAACCGAAGACGCAUCUGGGGCCUGGCUUCUAGGCUGAAUACGUUGAUACGCGUCCGGACACAGCUGAAAGAUUGCGAAGGUAUCCCCAUCGGCCAAAGCGAAGGAUUUGAGAGCAGAGAACCGCGCCGCUGGAAUCGGCACAUGGGAAGCGUGUCUCCUUUCUGCAACUACUUUACUCGAGGCUCAAGGGCACUCUAUUAUAGAAAGUCCCUUCUGGAAGGAUGGGUCAAGAAGAUCACUAUUUCAGUCAACCACCUCAAUGGAAGGACUUAUAUCUGUGGACUCUCCUUUGUUCACCAGCAAGGGGUUGCAAGUAUCGGCUACCAUCCCAUUGGCAGAAGCGGUCAACAGAUCGAUUUCUGUGAUUCCUCGCCCUGCCAAUGCUCUAUCUCAAGUCUUGAGAUUGCUCGGGACCCGCGAGGAGUUCGAGGGAUAAGAAUACUGUCAAAUGAAGAUGGCUGGUCAAGAUGGGUUGGGGAUCAUGUCGAUCUGCCCAAAAAAACGAUUACAUGCGAGCGGUCGUGUGAAGGGUCCGUUGAGCCAACAAUAACUAUUGUUGCAGGGUUUGACGCAAUGAACAUGGUCUUGCUGAGGACAGAAGGAGCAGGAGUCGCACCAUUACGUGAUACAAGAUUAUGGUACCCUGAGAUUCCAUGUCCUCGUCUCCAUCUCAUAGGAGCUGAGCAUGAGAGGCUUAUGCAAUACAGGGGAGCCCUUCCACACUCUGUAUGCAUGUUCGGGGGGCCAGAUGGAGCAUGGCUUCCUCAUCUCAAGGAAGUAAUUGUAUGGGGUAUUGAUCGGUCUUCUCUUGGUGAAACGGGAAACAACACUCUGGUAUUCGGAAUUGAAUUCAGAUAUGACAAGGGAGUCAAUGAUGGCCGAGAUUCAAUAGUACUUGGGCAUACCUCUACAUCGCAUAUGGCCACACCUUAUUCAAGUACACACCGUGUCUUGAUCGACUCGGCAGGUGGUGAGCGCAUCACUGGGAUUGACGUCAUGUACCAAGACCCGGAUCAAAUGGCUGGUUUCAUUGUUCACACAUCUUCCGGCCGGAAAAGGGAAUUCCCACCUCAUUGUAAGCAUUAUAUUCAAGUGGAUGCUGAAGACGGGUGCGAUUACUUCUCUGAAGAGCUUCGACCACCAUCGGAGACUUGUAUAGUAGGAUUUUAUUCCACUCUGGAGCAUACCGAGAUUGGGGUAACAGGCUAUUAUGACAAGAUACUCAUGGACUUUGGAUUGCUUUGUGCAAAUAAAGCAUAA
Messenger RNA from Clonostachys solani, 2166 nucleotides. The record is from the annotation of a GenBank genome assembly. Lineage: Eukaryota; Fungi; Ascomycota; Sordariomycetes; Hypocreales; Bionectriaceae.